CGGAAGUUGUCCGAUGUGCCCGAACCGCCGAUUUGAUCACCCGGAAGUGCUUUUGUCCACGCGAGGUAGCUUUGUCGUUUGGUUGUCGGAGGCGGUCCAGCGCUUUUCCUCUAAAACCUCAUCUAACAUAAGGCGCCAACAAACAUGAGUCUGUUAACAAAGCCCAAGUCAGAGAUGACUCCUGAGGAGUUGCAGAAGCGAGAGGAGGAGGAGUUCAACACAGGCCCUCUGUCUGUACUGACCCAGUCAGUGAAGAACAACACUCAGGUUCUCAUCAACUGCCGCAACAACAAGAAGCUACUUGGUAGAGUCAAGGCUUUUGACAGACACUGCAACAUGGUGCUGGAGAACGUGAAGGAGAUGUGGACCGAGGUUCCCAAGAGUGGCAAAGGAAAGAAGAAGUCCAAGCCCGUCAACAAGGACCGCUACAUUUCGAAAAUGUUCCUGAGAGGAGACUCUGUCAUUGUGGUGCUGAGGAAUCCUCUCAUCACUGGAAAAUGAACUCUGGUGUCACCUUUGUUUUCCUUUCACCUCCAGGCUGUUGGAGGAAAGUUUCUUUUGUCUUUUGUUUCGGGUCGCACUGCUCCAGUAGUCCUUGUGUUUCUCCAAUGAAACUUGAUUUGUUCCACGACCCUGACCGUGUCUUUUUGGUUUUUAAUAAUAAACUCGACAAAGA
This is a messenger RNA of Synchiropus splendidus (mandarinfish), 676 nucleotides long. RefSeq names its product small nuclear ribonucleoprotein D2 polypeptide (gene snrpd2). The transcript has 3 exons. Lineage: Eukaryota; Metazoa; Chordata; Actinopteri; Syngnathiformes; Callionymidae. The record is from RefSeq and is a predicted model, not a curated record. Gene Ontology annotation, cellular component: precatalytic spliceosome; catalytic step 2 spliceosome; U1 snRNP. Gene Ontology annotation, molecular function: RNA binding. Gene Ontology annotation, biological process: spliceosomal snRNP assembly; RNA splicing. Bases 145 to 501 code for a protein of 118 amino acids.